Drosophila sechellia is the source of this 1508-nucleotide messenger RNA. RefSeq lists its product as uncharacterized. The record is from RefSeq and is a predicted model, not a curated record. Gene Ontology annotation, molecular function: ATPase activator activity. The transcript is spliced from 5 exons. NCBI's taxonomy places the organism in Eukaryota, Metazoa, Arthropoda, Insecta, Diptera, Drosophilidae. The coding region runs from base 44 to 1324 and encodes 426 amino acids. Gene Ontology annotation, cellular component: proton-transporting V-type ATPase complex.
AUUUGCUUCAAAUAUAAGUAAUCAAAGCUACUGAGAAGUCAAGAUGUAUUUCAUCGCAAGUCUUUUGUUGAUAGUUCCUAUUGCCUUAGCCUCAGCCCCAGUGACUAGUUCACCACCGGUUUUGGUCUGGGGCGUCGAAACCCCUAAAGCCACCAGUAUUUUUCAACCUGUAACAACGUCGCAGUUUCAAAAGAUCAUACGAAAUCUGCAGAAGAAUAAUAUGAUAAUUAUUUACUUGGCCUCGGAGCUUGCUGCAAAGGAUAUAAACUGCGACUUGUGCUUUCCGUAUCUCACCAAGAUCCAGCCGAUGAACUACUACAGCCAGGUGGAGGAGCCUCUAAAUGCCGUGGAACGGGUGGCUGAAAAGACAGGAGAGCUUAUCUGGCACAUUCCCAAGAUCACAGAAAUGGGCAGCUUGGAGGCGGAAAUGGAGCUGCCAUGCCAAAAAGGAGAGAUACACGCGUUCAGCUUUAACGAUCGUAAUUUGCUUGCUCACGACGCUGCAAUGGCGGUGGCAACCUAUCAGUUCAGCGACUGCCCGGUGGUGCAUGUGUACACCGCUUACACGGAGGAGGACAAAGCGCUCCAGCGUCGCAAAUCCCAGAAGACCCAACACAUGUCCAUCAAGAAUAAAGGCGAUGGACAGCCGAGCAACUCUGAUACCGCGGCGGAACUACAGCCGCAUCAGAUCAGCCACAGCCAGGCUGAUAACAUGACUGUGCUGCGUAACGAAAUGAUCGUACUCACCUUUCGCAACAUAAUCGUGGCCAUCAAGGAGCAGCCCUCCGUGCUGUCACCCUUCAAUCGAACGGAGGUGGUGCUCGUCCAGGGAGGGGAGGCACUGCAGGUGGGCCUGCUCAACAGCCAUGACAUCUACGGCGGCAUUGUGCUGGUGCUCCAUACAGAACUCAGUCCGCUAAUCGUGGAGCUGAUGCCAUCGCAGGGCAAUUGGUACCUAACGCGCAUGAUCUUCAUGAACAACACCUACUAUCCACGCGAACUCUACUUCUUCGGCUUUGAGUUCAGCCUGUGCUGCACGGACAUCACUGUCUAUAACUCGGAUGGGUCGCGUUUCAGUUUCUUUGACUUUCAUCUGGAUAUCCUGUGGCAAGACAAGGACAAUGGCUUGGACUUGGAAUACGAGGUGAAGCCCUGCUGGAACUGUUCCAUACUCAUGACACCGACCAUGGCGCAGACCAUCUUCGUGGUGCUGAUCAUCGCGGCGAUACUGUGGAUGGGCCUGGCCAUUCUACUCUCGAUUGGCCAGAAUCAAUUGCUGCAGAACGCCAACGAUCCUGACCUGCACAUCAAGACGGACACCUAGGCGCACAACUAGCAACUGUGGUGACGACCCUCGGCCACGCUCUUUGAUGCACAUGCGGCACACAGUAGUAGUCGUCUACACAUUCUGCUAAUUCACUUGCUUACAAUUCUAAUCGCAUGGGGGGCAGCGGCUGGCGACGAGCCCAGGGGUUUAGAGAUCGUAAUAAUAAUGUCAUUGUCGCGUU